AUUUAAACCGGGGCGAUGAGCCCGGGAGGAGGCACGGGGAGGCACAGAAGCGGAGGGAGGGGAUGGUGAGGAGGAGGGGGCGGGAGAGGAGGAGGAUUAUGAUAAUGAUGGUGGUGGCGGCGCCCCCGACGCCCCUCCGCCGCCGGGGACAGACCCACGCAGCCUGGUAGCGGCGGAGCUUCUCCUCUCCUCGCCGCGGCCAUGCGCUGCCCCGCUUGCCCCUUGGUCCCGCUCCUGUUGCUGCUCCUGCUCCUCUCCCGCCCGGACGCCGCGGAGGAGGAGGAGGACGAGGAGGCGGAGGCGAGGACGCUGCGGGUGCUGGUGCUCCUCCCGCAGGAGCCCGCCUUCCCCUUCUCGCUGCCCCGCGUCCGCCCGGCCGUGGAGUACGCCGUGCGCGGCUUGGAAGCCAACGGGACGCUGCUGCCGGCCGGGUUCCGCUUCGAGCUGCUCUUCGAGGACUCGGGCUGCGGGAACGCGGCGCUGUUCGCGCUGGUGGACCUGGUGGCGCGGCGGCGGCGCUGGCCCGACCUGCUCCUCGGCCCCGCCUGCGACUACGCCGCCGCCCCCGUGGCCCGCCUGGCCUCGCACUGGGGCCUGCCCAUGCUUUCCGCCGGCGCCCUGGCCGCGGGCUUCGGCAGCAAGGGCGGCGGCGAGUACUCGCACCUGACGCGCCUGGCGCCGGGCUACGCGCAGCUGGGACACAUGCUCCUGGCGCUCUUCCGCCACCGCCGCUGGGCCCGCGUCCUGCUCGUCUACCGCGAGGACCGCGACCAGCGCAGCUGCUUCUUCGCCGCCGAGGGCGUCCACGGCGUCUUCCGAGAGGCCGGCCUCCACCUCGACGACUUCGCCUUCGACGAGGCCGGGAAGUUCGCCGACGACGUGGUGCGCGCCAUCCAGGGCAGCGGGGAGAGAGUUGUGAUCAUGUGUGCCAGCGGUGACGCAAUACGGGACAUCAUGCUGGCUGCACAUCGGCAAGGGAUGACCAAUGGAGACUAUGCUUUCUUCAAUAUAGAACUCUUCAACAGCUCAGCAUAUGGAAAUGGCUCGUGGAAAAGAGGAGACAAAUUUGAUCUCGAAGCAAAGCAAGCAUACUCAUCCCUCCAGACAGUAACAUUACUGAGAACAGUAAAACCAGAGUUUGAGAAAUUUGCCCAGGAGAUGAAAAGUUCUGUUCAGAAACAAGGAAUCAUUCCCGAUGAUUAUGUUAAUAUGUUUGUGGAAGGAUUUCAUGAUGCUAUUAUCCUUUAUGUUCUGGCUUUGCGGGAAGUUCUGAAGAAUGGCUUCACUAAGAAAGAUGGAGAGAAAAUUGUCCAACAGACAUGGAACAAGACUUAUGAAGGCAUUGCAGGGCCAGUAUCGAUUGAUGCCAAUGGAGAAAGAUUUGGGGAUUUUUCUGUAAUUGCAAUGACUGAUCCAGAAACUGGAACCCAGCAGGUUAUUGGGAACUAUUAUGGAAAACAGGGACGGCUUGAAAUGUUUCCAAAUUUAAAUUACCUCUGGGAACACAGACCGAGAAUAGAUGACAGCAGAGGUUUGGAGCACCCAAGCAAUACACCCUGCAAAUCAUCAGGUGGCCUAGGAGAAUCAGCAGUAACAGGAAUAGUUGUGGGUGCCUUAUUAGGAGCAGGACUGUUGAUGGCCUUCUACUUUUUCAGGAAAAAAUACAAAAUAACUAUUGAAAGGAGAAGUCGACUCGAAGAAUACAACAUCGGCAAGCAUCGCCAAUUACGGGAAGACUCUAUAAGGUCUCACUUUUCUGCUGCAUGAAAUAGAGAAAAACAAAUUGCUUUUGCAGGGAAACUCUAUAGACAAAUGGAUGCUACCAAAGACAGCUACAGAAAAGAAGCUCCUUAAGGACUCAGCAUUUUAAAAAGUAGGAUAACUGUUGUUGUUUUUUGCCCCGGAAACUCAGGAAUGAUUUACUAGCCACACUAUGCCACAUGGCCUUUAAAAUAAUCUAGAUGAAAGAAAAGUGAUAAAACUGCAGCUUUUCUCUCAGCGAGAUGAUGUUAACCCUUUUACAUGUGUUCUGAGACAACAUCCUCUGGUCAGUCAUUUUGUGUCUUGGAAAUGUGAAUGGUUCUUCUGUCUGCCUUCUUAUAAACUUCCGAUCAUCCUUCAUUAGCUGCUUCUUAACAGAUUGUAAAAGAAAUGUGAUCUCAAGAAACACAGGUUCUGCUUUACAGCCAGAACAGAAAGAUGUAUUGAACAGUGAAAAGACAGGAUGGGGAAAAAGGGAGCAUGUAGAUUGUACAAGGAUUUAUUGAAAAAGUAUGUGCAUGUUUUGUUCUUGGACAUAAAAAAAACCCCAAAGGUUUGAGGAAAGGGAACACACAGUUCUAAGGAUCUCUUUUAUGCAAUACAUUAGUUGCAAAGAUAGUUCCUAAGUGAUUCCGGUGAAUGGAUUCGUGGUGAAUGUGUUUGAAGCUGAUGUAACUGCUUGCCAGUGGUCUUGGAAGAGGAAAUUUGGGCUUCAAAUAAUUUCCAUUUGUACAGAAACGUUAUUUCCAAACACACACACACACACACACACACAGCAUUUCCACCAUCUAUGUGUAGGAAGCCUAACACAGAUGUCACCACGGAAUAAUGCUGGCACAUUUCCUGCUUCAAUUCUUCCAAUGUUUUCAGUAUAAGAAAAGCACAAGAGGUUCACAUAAAAGACUAGGUCUUACUUGUGUCAAUGACUAGAAAUAAGAAUCCUGCCUCAGUCAAAGCACCUUAUGCUGAUUUCUGUGCCUGUACACAUUCUGAUACAUGCACACCUGUACAAAAGAACUGGAAGUCCUAUUGGCAUUCUGGUUCCUCUGUUUUUCACCAUAUUACAUUGCUGCUCCUUCAGCCUUUGAUUAUUGUCACUGAAAUUUAAACUCAUGAACAAGGUAAGGGUUUUGACUGUCCAUCCGCACAUGUGUGACAGACAUGCAGAUAAGAUGACUGCAGUGCUUACCUAGAGCAGCACUUGUAUGCUGUAUGCACCAUUGAAAUAUGUACUUAGCUUCAGGUAAAUAAGUGCAGGAUCACACUCUGAAUUUUUCAAUAGGAAGCAAAUAUCCCACUGCAACAUUACAAUCUGCGUAGUGUCCAAACUAUGUAAAUACUAGUAUCAAAGUGUUUUUGUAAAGUAAAGGUAAGGCAAUAAGUUUUUUUUUUUGUUGUAUUACUGUUCGGGUUUUGGAUCUUUUUAGUUGUAUGAGAAAUUGUAAUUUUGGGUUAACAUUGUAUGUUUUUAAGUAUUCCUCAUCUUAUAUUUUUCUAUUAGAAAAAUGUUGUUUUAUUUCACUUUGAAAAUUCAAAGUGAGUGCACAUUUGAAAAGCUAUUUUUCUUUUAAAAUUGUGAAUAAUAAUGAGCACAGAACUUUUCAGAUGUAAAUAAAAGUAGUAUAUUUUACCUUUGCUUAUUGGAAAAAUCUUUGCCCUUUUUUCCUUAGGCAUGGCUCCCCGAUUUAGUUGCAAAUUUAUACUAUCAAUAUAAAAUAUGGGUUGAUCAUCCUGUACCCUGGCUACUAUUUCCAGGCUUUCUCUAACAGGAACUUUCUUUAGUACCCCCAUUUUUCUUAUUGGAAGGUUUCAUGAAUCUCAAGAUAUUACUAAUGAAAACAAACCUUAACUAUGACAAUUUUUGAAGUGCUUUUAAAUCAGUUUUUCGUUCAGAUUUUCAAUCUUCACAGAAUCUUUCCACAUCAAUUUAUCCUCCAGAAAACUUAUAUGUGCUAAUAAAAGCAUCUUCUGAUAUCCAAAGGGGCAGUGCACAUGCUAAGCAAUAUUAGCCAUUCACAGCAGUUACAUACUAGCAAGGUGCUGCCUCCAGCUAUCACCUUUGUCUCAUGUACAUAUUGCGGAGAGAUGGCUCAUUUUUGCCUCUUCUGAGAAUACUGCCUCAUUGGCUGUUGAACCAAACUCAUAGAAGAUCCUGAAGCAAAAAUAAGGGAAGGCAUUUUGGUCAUGUUGCCCAUCACUUGCUGCCAUGCGCAAAAUUACAUAUGUUAGUAGACCUAGAGAUGGAGGCGAAUUCUGUUUGGUAUCCAUUUUAAUGCAAACGUCCAUAGUAUUGCAUUUUUUGAACUAAUAUUUACAGUAAAAUUCAGUUAUGCUUUAAAAUUUGCACUUCAAAAUUUGAAAUUAUGUUCUCCAGUGAACAAGUUUAUACUGCAAUGCAUCUAUUUUGCGGAAGUGGACAGUGUACACUGAUAAUUUCCAGGGAACUCUAAAGUCCUUUGAAAAAGAGGUUUUUUUCAUCAUGUCAGAAGUUACUUGAGAAUAUACUGCAAGUCACUUCUGGUGUGAGGAAAUUGGCCGUCUACAGAGACGUUGCCCAGGGGACACAAGGAUAUGUUACCAUCCUGCUGGGAGGUUUCUCCCAUGCUCACCCCAUCUCGCAACUGCCAACCUUCAGGUCAGCAACCCAAUCUUCAAGUCAGCAGUUCAGCUGACACAAGGGUUUAACCCAUUGCGCCACUGCGGCUCUAAUCACCAUUUAAAAAAAUGAUUUUUCAGAAUCUGCUUCAUGCAUUAGAUCAUGCAUUUGCAUAUGCAUGAGCAGUAAAUUAAAUAUUUCCAUCUAGCACAAUAGUCAGUCUGAAUAACUCCAACUGAAAUUCAAGCAAAUAGCUUUAUCCAGUUGAAAUUUGGGUUAAGACCAAAAUCUACAAAUGCUGCACAGAAGGUUGUGCUGGAAUUUGAUUUUAAAAUUGCACAAGAAUCUAGAUGCUCAUACUUAGCCAACUGAAAAAAUAGACAGUAAAGUAGGUUGGAUGUACAUUUUAUUGAAUGCACAGCUGUUGGUGGGUAUGAUAUAUUUUCCUCCAGGAUGUUCACAGUUUCAUGUUUCCCCACAGAAAUUGGACCAAUAAAAAGAAUCAUUGCAUUAAUUUUUCUCUUUUAUUCUUAAGUUCUUUGGGACAUAAUAUUUGGUGUAAGUAUAAUGUUUGCAAUCAGGAAUCAGGCUUUCAAAUCUUUACAAAUUUUAAAAAUAAAUUCAGCCAGUCACCUCACAUGUUCAUUUCAUUCAUAAGAUCUAGUCUUCCUAGAACAUUCACAGUCUGGCUUCAUGUUAAAAAAAUCAACUCUAUCUUGAUUUCAUUUUAAAAAAUCCCAAAGUACUUAUGCCUCCAAGUCUACUCAUAAUUUACUUCUGAACUCCUAAUGUUUGAAUUAUGUGAGAAUUAAGCAAACUAAUUCUGUAAUGCUACAAACAUCAAUUCAUUUGAUUAUAUAAUAAAGAUAAAUCAAUGUCUGAAUGAAGUACUUUAGGGUAACACAAUCCAUUUUUAAAAUACUUAACAUAAAAUAUUGCCACUAUUGCUGCUGCUUCUGUCAUCCAAGUUCACCAUAAUUGAUCCCAGCCUUGAUAUUAGAGUAUUUUCUUCCCAAAAGCAUUCUUCAGAUCUCAAACAAAAAUUAUUCCCAAUUGCAUGGGGAAAGCUUGACAUUUAAUACAAAAAUUCUUUAUAUAGCCUUACCAUGUUUAUUCAUCACCACAAUCACCAUCAUCAAUCUAUUGUUAAGAAUUAAAGUCAUUUUAGCUUUUAGUGAGAGCUUAAUCGUAAUUUCUCUAGAAUCUGUUUCUUUAUCUUUUCAGCAGUUCAUAUCUGUAAAACUCUCCUCUAUCAUUACAUUUAAUAUGAGUCGACGUUCUUCCUGUCAGCUUUCUUCACUAUCUGGCUUUCAUAAUCAUACAUAAACAUUGGAAAAACUAUGGCAUAGAUGAUCCUGACUUUGGCAUUCAGUAAUACAUCUUUGUACUUGAGGAUCCUAUCUAGUUCCUUCAGGACUGCUUUCCAAGUCCUCGUCUUUCAGUUUCUUGACUACAGAUUCCAAUUUGAUUAAUCACCGAGCCAAGAGACUAUUUCUAUUACUGUCUUUGAGCAACAAAUUUGAUUUUCUUCCUGUCUGCUUUCUACAGUACCCAAUUUUCACAACAUACAUAGAAAUUGGAAUUAUGAUGGUAUUGCUUCUGAUUUGGUAUGUAAUCAUAUAUUUUAGAUAGACUCGAGACUAUUACAGGGGUAACAUCUGUUGUUCAGUGGAAUUUGUUAUAACUGCUGUAACUUUAAACAAUCUCCCUAUGCUAUAUCUUGAAGGUUUUGAAAGUCUAUGGCCAACAGGCCCCAUCUGAUUUGAUGGAUUUCCACGGAUAACACUGGCCAACACACAUUUUAAUGCCUCAAACGUUAGGCCUGUUUCUGGGUAUAUUUGGCCUACUGGUUCCAAAUAUGGCACCAGUUUUCCCCUAUCAGCUCUAGUUUUUGAGAUACAAAACAUAUGUCAUAUACCAGUCUUCACCUGCUCGCCCAUAGAAAAUCAGGAUGACCAUAUCGAAGAAACUAGACCUGAUGCAGUCUAUCCAACACAAUAUAUAACAAACCCGUUAGACAUUUUUAAGGAUUUAAGUCCACCUUUAGAUAUACUAUUUGUGUUGCCAAAACAAAUGAUAAAAAAAUACUUUAGAAUGCUUCAAAGUGUGUUAGAAAAUGUCUGUCUUUGGAUAUGUGUCUGCACACUUGGCGCAUAUCCUUAAACAACUAGAUCAAUUAGAAUGACCUCCCACUGAAAGAACCUGGUUCUAUAGUUUACAAACAAGCUUAUGUUUCAUAGCUUCACAGAGCUAAAAUCUCUGUCAGUUGCAAAAACACUGGGUAUAUUUUAAUAUAUCAAUUGUCUGCUUAUAUUAUACUAGAAAAUUCAAAGGUUCGGUAGUUCAUAACCACUUGUAUGAUUAGAUGGAAACGUAGUUAUAUCCAUUUAAAUCAAAGGAACAUGCCUUUAUUAGAUUAACUUAUGCUUGUCUACACUGGCCAAACAACUCAUACACACCGUGAACUCACCGCUGUCUGUCUCUAUGAUGCACUGCAACCUCUGGUGAGAAUCCUGGGUUUUUAGGUAAGGUCACUUACCUAAAUUCCAGAAGAUACUCUGGAAUUUGCUGGAAACUCCCAAGUAUCCUAAGGCCUUGCAGCAGUGUGGACAGCUGGGCUUGGGUUCAGUUUGGCCCAAUCCCCUAUCCAGAUGGACACUGCCACCAUCACCCUGUCUCUGUACUGAUCAGUGUAGGGACAGAGGAUGGCUAGUCCUGCUGCCCACCGGCCAUAGAGUUCCAUCCAAGCACAUGGCCGUUGGGUUCAUGCCUAAUUUCAGAAUGGAGCACGUACCCAAUCAGCAGGGGGGAGGAAUCAACCCCCUCAUUGCUGUUUAUACAGGGGGUCAUUUCUGACAUCAGCAAACAGAAUCGUGAUGGCCAGUAGCUUGGACUCCAUUGUCAACAUGGAGUGACUGUGGCAAUAUGGGUGAGAUGACAGCCCAGCGGGUCCAAUGCAGUUCCAUCCUGGGAUUCAGCACAUACAUGCUGGUUCUGGGGCUACUAUGGGUCAGAUUUACACCAGGUAACCUGCCUGGUAUAAAUGUGGCCUUAUAGUAAGAAUUCCUUACUCUCAGUCAAUUAGAGAAAGCUUGAACAGUCUUAAAACAGAUCUCCAUACUCUUUUGUAAGCAGAUUGUCAAAUUUAGUGGAAGGCCAUUUUUCUAGUAAAUUCCCUGGAAGAAGAACAUUAAAGUUGUUAAUAGUUCACUUACAAGUGAAAAGUUGUGGUUUCAAAAGAUUAGUUUUCUAAGCAAGUGUGCAAUGAGGAUCUAAUAAGGACAAUCCAUAAGAAAUGUAUCCUUGUGAAUAUAGAUUUGGCUCUAAAGAGAAAGGACAGAUAGAUACAUAAAUUUAGAUAAUGUUUAAUUGCAUUUUGUUGUAAAAAUAAAGUCAAAAUAUGACCUUCUAUUGUAAUUAAUUUUAUGAAUUAUGUUUGUAUCCAAUGCAAAAUUAUUUCCUUUUUCCUGCUGCAUGCAAACAUUUAAAGAACAUAAUUUUGAAAUGUGCUUCUUCAAAUUUUAUAUAAACCACUAACGCUAAAAUACCUUAAUGUUUUUGAUGCUGCUGAAAUUCAUACAUUUAAAACACAUAGAUUUUGCGAUAUACAAAAGAACUAAAAUGCUUGCUUAGUAUUUCCACAGCAUAAUUUCCCCCAAAAAAGCAAGUAAUUUAAUGAAUCAGACAUUUUUUAAAAAUAGUUUUUUAAAAAAUUCUAAGCUGGAAUGCCGAAAGACAUACAAUCCUCCGAAACUAAGGGCAGUAUCCUCAUUUGUAUUCUUAACUAAAUGUCUUGUCUGGAUGUCUGAUAAGUAUGUUGCAUGGACAUUGGACCACAUACUUAGUGUUUACUUAUAUAAGUCUGGCCAGGUGGCAACCGAUAUACGCUGGAAUAAUAGUUAAAUUGUCUGAAUAUUUGGUUCUGCUGAACAAAGGAGCUCUCAUUUCUGUAUUAUAAAAUAGUUCUUGGAAGUCAGUGGAUGGUAUUCCAGAGUAAGCUCUUAAGGACUGCAGGGUGUUAGAAUCUCACCAGCUGUCUUCUCUGUUACUGUAAGAAUAUUGUGACAAUACUGGGGAAAUAAGGUUUUACAAUUUUGUAAUGAUAACCAUAAGAAUUUUUUUGCAUUAAUUUCUAAUAUUGUAAAGUGCUCUGAAUGUCAUUUUUGGCAGAAUGCGUUCUUAAACAAACAAGAACAUGAAAAUUGCCUGUGCAUACUUAAAAGCCAAGCAGAAUUGCUUCUGCUUUCAUAAUUGCAAUGGAAGUAGAAUUUUACCUUUGACUUAAAGAGAAGAACCAGACUAAACAUUCCAAUUUCAUUGGCAUUCCAAGAGCCAUGCUCAAAGUGGCCGUAAUCAAGAGCAAUCAAGACAAUGUGAUUCUACAUUUGUACUCCUCUCCCCUCAUUGUUUUGUGUCUCUUUUUGAUAGCACAACUGCAGAAAAUCUCCAAAGAUCCAUGUAAUGCACCACAUCCUAGCAGUCUGUUAUACCCUGUUUCCCCGAAAAUAAGACAUCCCCGAAAAAUAAGACCUAGUAGAAGUUUUGCUGAAUUGCUAAAUAUAAGGCCUCCCCUGAAAGUAAGACCUAGCAAAGUUUUUUGUUUGGGAGUAUGCCCAGCGCCUGCCAAACAGAACACCAGAGCAUUCAGGAUUGGUAAAUGCACAUACCAGUUGUACAUGGAAAUAAUGGUAGUAACAAGAAAUUCUUGAUAGGAUUCACAGUUUGUCUGGUUAUGCUGGUUUCUGAUGACAACUACUGUACAGUAUAUAAUAAAUGUUCAUUUUUUUGUUCAACAAUAAAUGUGAAUAAUUCUUCAUGGAAAAACAAGACAUCCUCUGAAAAUAAGACCUAGCACAUCUUUGGGAGCAAAAAUUAAUAUAAGACACUGUGUUAUUUUCGUGGAAACACGGCAGUACAAGGGAUGGCAGGGGAAUCUACUCUUUUGUCAUUCUUCCACCAAAAACAGUGAGGGGAGACCAUCUUGUCUGGUGUAGCAAAUGCUCCUGAUAUUUCAAUUUUUUUCUAGGCAACUUCAGAAAAUUACUUAGCUGAAACUAUCAAAGGACUCAUUCACCUGAAACUGAGAGCAGUCUAACAUAAUGUGCCUUGAUCAUAAAUACACAGGUGCCAAACUCCUCUUUUUAAAAACGUGAUACAAGCAGGAAAGCAAGUGUGAAUAAGAAGGGCAGCGCAAGAUGCAACACUCAUGAUGCUAUCAGCCAGCCACUUAUUGCUUCUUAUAUCAACUUAAAUACAAUAAGGCAUUGUCCAUAAAACCCUAAUCCUUAAUAGAUUCUGAUCCAUGUACUGUAUCUUGCACAGCAAAGAAGAAAGCAAUUGUCAACUGUCGUCACAAAUCUCUUUUGGAUUUUACCCUGUAUUUUUCCAAAUGACUACUUAAAGUUUGUUCAUCCAUUUUAAUCUACUAAUUUCUUGUUAAGAAAUACAAGAUUUAAAAUGUUUUGAAAGAAAGCAUUUGCUUAAAAAAAUAAUAAAGAACAGCACUAUCUGUUUAACUGGAACCGAAAACAGGUAAAUUCUGGUCAUACAAUGGCUCUGAUUUUUUCUGUAAGAGUUAUGUAGUCAUCAUGGAAAUAGAAGGACUCAUUAUAGAGAUUGUGAAAGGCUAGUUUUGACCAAUCUUCCCCCUUUAAUGUGGGCAAUGUUAUGUUUAUAGUGUGGGCAAUGUUAUAUACAGAAUAGAAACAUAAAGGUUUGGCUUAAAAAAUGAAUGGAAAACUGCACAGUAUAUUGUACUGAUGUAAGUAGAACUAUUUGCAUAUGAUGUGAUUUUAUUUAUUAUAUUUCUGUAGAGACAGAAUUAAUGACUGUGGAUGAUAUAACCAUGUGAUGUAUGUUUAUUUCUUUUACCAGCUGAUCAUAUAAAAUAUUAAUUGGUUA
Messenger RNA from Anolis carolinensis (green anole), 10258 nucleotides. RefSeq names its product natriuretic peptide receptor 3 (gene npr3). Bases 202 to 1767 code for a protein of 521 amino acids. Gene Ontology annotation, molecular function: natriuretic peptide receptor activity; peptide hormone binding. Lineage: Eukaryota; Metazoa; Chordata; Lepidosauria; Squamata; Anolidae. Gene Ontology annotation, cellular component: membrane. The record is from RefSeq and is a predicted model, not a curated record. Gene Ontology annotation, biological process: signal transduction. The transcript is spliced from 8 exons.